UCGUGCUGCUGAAAUCCACGUGGGUUUAUUGAGGACAGGUGGAAGGAGGAAGGAAGCAGGAACAGGAGCAGGGGGACAACCACACGCAGAGGGAGACAGCUCCAAGAGCAACUGGGGAAGGAUGGGUCAGGGUAUAGAACUGGGGAGGGAUGGGAGUGCUUAGGGUACACACUGUCCAAUGGGAAAAAGGCUUAAGGGAUGAGCCCCAGGGCAGGUGACAGUGUUUCCAAGGGCCCUUUGUGACGUGGUGCCGCACGAUCACCAUGGAAUUGCAAUGGAAUCGGGUGUCCAAGGGCCCUUUGUGACACGUGGUGACACAGCAGCUGGUGGUGCCAAGAGCACGCCAGAGUGCUCAGAGCAGGCGACGGGACAGGACAGGACACAGCAGUGCUGUGAGGAGUCCCCUCACAGCUCACUUGUUCGUGUCCGACCCGCAGCUUUUCUGAGGCGUUGUUCCUGCAGCUGACCUCGAGGCCACAGCACAGCACUUGGUGACCUGUGGCCUUCCCGAGGCUUCUGUUCUGCAGUGACUGACAUGGAGAAAAGACCCCCGAGAGUGCCCAAGCUGGCCUGGGUGGAGGAGGAGGAAGAAGGCCCUGGAGCUGCCCCAGCACAGGAGACUGAAAAGGUGGUGCCAUUCCAUCCACCGCAGGAGGAUGCAGCCCUGGACCACAGACAAGAGCAGGAAUCCACCCGUGGCCGCUUCCGCAGAGCAGCGCAGCUUGUUUGCAAAUUCAUCAAGAGCAUUCGGCAGGAAGAGACCAGCGCCGUGGGCACUGGGCUCAGAGAUUACUCAGAGGUCCUCAAAGAUGAGACCAGUGCUGCCCUGCUGGAUUUGCUUGUGGAGAGGGGUGUUUUCAGAGCAGAGCAAGUGCCUGCCAUGGUGAGAUUCAUCCACCUGUGGCUCACGGCCAAUGAUUCUGCUGAGCACAGGCUGGACAACACCCUGCUGCAUCUCACCAAAGCGCAGCCAAAUGACGCAGUAAUGACACUCCUGCGUGUGGCCCCAUCCUGUGACAGAGCUGCCAUGGCCAUGUGGAAGACCAUCAUGUGCUCAUCCAGGACUGUGAAGCUGGUGCAGCUGAUUCUCCUGGAUGUGCUGGGGAGCUGGCCAGAGUACAGCACGUGCACCUCCGAUGGGGACAAAACGGGUGUCUUUGCCCUGGCUGCAACUGUGGUGAUGUGGAAGAUCCUCCAGGAGCCCUGUGUCCCACGUAUAGCGACAGCGUAUCUCCCCCGCCUAUUUGUGCAUCUUCUCUUCCAAGUGUUCUUCAGCACUGAACAGAUGCCAAAGAAGGUUCUUACCUUCUGGAAGGGAUGCCAGGAGCAACACGGCCUUGCCACCAGCCCCAACAGGUUUGCAGUGCGGACCCUGAAGUCCCUGCUGUGCCAAAAGCAGUACAAGGAUGUGGUGGUGUCAAUGGAACGCAGGUGUGGCUGGGACACGCUGCUCUGUGCUGACACCCACCACUAUGCCGUGGGUCUGCUGGCCAGGGAGAUGCGCCAUGCUUCUCUUGAGUUGUGUUCCAGUAUUGCACUCCACCUCCUCUGGCUGCUCAGCACACAGGAGCCACGCUGGGAUCUGCCUGCCCUGGCAUUCCUCGUGGAGGUCCUCGAGUGCCUAGAUUCAAGUGAAUGUGGUGACAGUGUUGUGGAGGUCUCAUCAAGGUACCUGCAGAGCGAGUGCAGGGAGAGGCGUCGCCUGGCGCUCAGGGCCCUUCUCGAGCUCAUUGACGAUCCCUCGAUGGCUGAAAAAAUGUGGCGCCUGACUGAAAGCCUCAUGGACCUACUGUGGGACAGUGAUGCAGAGAUAGCUGGGCUGACACUCAUCACACUCAGCUUUAUAUUCUUGCACAAAUCCAUUCUGAUCUCAACUCCCAUUGCCCUGCAGCUGGCUAAGGCGCUCCUGCCACUCUUUGACCAUGAAAAUAGCCAGGUACAGCUGCUCUCCAUAAAACUCUUUCAAGACAUGAUGGGGUUUUUGGAAAAGGGAGAAAAGCCUUUGGAAAGGCCUGUGCACCAGAGCCUGCUGCCACUCUUCUUCCACUGCCACAAUGAGAAUCAGCGUGUGGCAGAGGCUUCUCGGGAAACGCUGAUUUGUGUGGCUGAGUACCUGAAGAGGAGAGAUCUUGAAAAACUGGUGAAGAAGGAGAAACUCUGGAUUUUCGCCAACUGCCUGCUGGCAGAGGACAGGAGCCAAGCGGCCGAGCACCUGCGCCGGGCCCUGCCCUACCUGCAGAGCCCACAGGAGCCCCUACGAGAGGCGGCCGUCAGGUUCAUGGGGAUGGCCGGGCGGAGCUUGAGGGGGCAGCAGGGAGAGCUCCAGCUGAUCUGCAAUGCCCUUGAAGGAAUGGUGAAUGACAUCAGCGUCAGCGUUGGAAGCCUGGCAAUUCAAUCAUUGUGCAUCCUCAAGGCAGUAGAGCAGGCUCCCAUCCCAAAGUUCCAGAGGCUGCGAGAUCAGCUGCGCCGGGCAUGGAAGACACGGCCUCGUCUGUCGCGGCUCAGCUGGCUGGGCUGCUGGGGCUCUGUGGAGGGCUGAUCCAGGAGGCUGUCUUUGCUGGGGCCUCCAGAGCAGGCAGAGAUUUUAUUCAAAAUAGCUUUUUCCUUCCUUUUGUUUUCCAUUAAUAUGUAGAUAUUGAAUGUAAAUAAAUAUAUUGUUUUCUUUUC
Messenger RNA from Vidua chalybeata, 2667 nucleotides. Its product is annotated as maestro heat-like repeat family member 5. The transcript is spliced from 16 exons. Gene Ontology annotation, cellular component: cytoplasm. The record is from RefSeq and is a predicted model, not a curated record. The coding region runs from base 536 to 2539 and encodes 667 amino acids. NCBI's taxonomy places the organism in Eukaryota, Metazoa, Chordata, Aves, Passeriformes, Viduidae.